Mangifera indica (mango) is the source of this 1521-nucleotide messenger RNA. Its product is annotated as dehydration-responsive element-binding protein 3-like. The coding region runs from base 481 to 1224 and encodes 247 amino acids. The record is from RefSeq and is a predicted model, not a curated record. Lineage: Eukaryota; Viridiplantae; Streptophyta; Magnoliopsida; Sapindales; Anacardiaceae. Gene Ontology annotation, biological process: regulation of DNA-templated transcription. The transcript has a single exon. Gene Ontology annotation, molecular function: DNA-binding transcription factor activity; DNA binding.
UCUUAUUCUUCUAUUUUUAUCUCUUCUUCUUAUAUGCUUUCUUUAUAAGGGUUGAAUGAUGCACUCGGAUUUUAUGGGGAAAAAAAAUAACUAUAUCUUGCAUUCAUCUUUUCUUCCUUCUUCUCACUGCAUGCCCCUUCUUCCCCUCUUCCUCCUCCUAGCUUCAUCUUGAUCUUUCCUUUCCUUCAUCUGCUGACUCUCCUCUCAUUCUCCAUUUUGCUUCCAAACAACUCCCCCCUCUUGACGUCCCAAUUAGAGGCCUUUUCUUGAUACUUCAAUCUCUCUUCAUCUUGUAAACAGAAUACCUACUUCCCUACCAUAUGUAUUUAUUCAUUCUCUAUUUUGCUUUCGGAUAGGAAUCUUUGACGUUAAGCUUACCUCAUUUUCUCUUCUGAAACAAAAAUCCAAAUGAAGCCCAUCGGGACUACUUCUAACCACUGAAGACAACUUUUAUCAUCAGAAUCUUCGAAAAGGGAGAAAAUGAGUGAACUACAACACUCAUCAGAAACCGAGAGCAGCUCGAAUUCAUCGCCCUCAUCACCUUCCUCUCAAGGCUCACUCAAAAACCCCAAACCUAACACCCAAAACAACACUACUUCAAACAACCAAGACUCCAAAAAGAUGAAAAGAAUUAGAGACUCAAGCAAGCACCCCGUAUAUCGUGGUGUUCGUAUGAGAAACUGGGGCAAAUGGGUCUCCGAAAUCCGAGAGCCACGCAAAAAGUCUCGUAUUUGGCUCGGUACUUUCCCUACCCCUGAAAUGGCUGCACGAGCUCAUGACGUCGCUGCCUUAAGCAUCAAAGGUAAUUCAGCAAUUCUCAACUUCCCCGAACUUGUUGACUCACUGCCUCGACCAGUCUCACUCGCCCCACGUGACGUCCAAGCCGCAGCGGCUAAAGCGGCUCAAAUGGACAAAUUUGACUCGGCAGUGUCUUCAACGUCAUCUUCGUUGUCUUCUUUGGUUUCAGGUCUGGAUUUGUCAACUGGGUCGGAUGAGUUGACUGAGAUUGUUGAAAUGCCUAGUUUAGGAACUAGUUAUGAUUAUGAUUCACCCGAGUUGAGGAAUGAGUUUGUGUAUGUUGACCCAGUAGAUGGCUGGAUGCACACACCGCCUUGGUUACAAAGUGUGGAGGAUUGUGGUGGGUAUGUGUGCGAUCAGUUCGAACUGCCGGAAAGUAGUGUUUUCUCAAAUAGCUUUGGAGAAGGUUUGUUGUGGAGUUAUUAAUGGCUGUGUUUUGUAAAUUAAUGUGAAUGUGUGGUUCUUUGACUGUGAAUGCAAUAAUUCUCUUAAAUUUAUGUAUCAAAAAGUUUUAAGCCCUUUUCGUUUUUCUUUGAAGGGCUAUAAAAAUUCAUCUCUCUUUUUCGUCUUUUGUUUCUGGAGUUUAUGUAACUGGCUUGUUCCAUGGAAAGAGAAAAAUGUAUAAAUUCCUUUUCCCUUGUUUGGUGGAAGCUCAUGAAGAGCUAAGACCUCUCCUUCAACCUUCAAACUUAUCAAUACGAAGAAUUCUGCAAGGUUCGAUUC